Messenger RNA from Macrobrachium nipponense, 1899 nucleotides. Its product is annotated as serine/arginine repetitive matrix protein 2-like. The coding region runs from base 1 to 1899 and encodes 632 amino acids. Lineage: Eukaryota; Metazoa; Arthropoda; Malacostraca; Decapoda; Palaemonidae. The record is from RefSeq and is a predicted model, not a curated record. The transcript has 5 exons.
AUGGCUGAUUCUAAACUUAAGAAAUCUUCUAUGUUUAGAGUAUGUUCGAAGAGUGAAUGUAAGCCCCUGCUCCUAGCUUUGAACCCGAAGAUUCGUGUUCGGAGAACGCAGUACGUAAGGAGUAACGAGAGCAAAGUAGGCUCUUAUAAAGGUAAGAGUGAAAGUGAAAGUGAUAAGUGCAGUGUCCCUAGUGCAGUGGAGGAUCCUGUUGCUCGCUCCCAGUCUGCCUUGGAUAGAGCCAAUAAAGAAGUGUUGAAACAGUGCUUCUCGUCUUCUUCGUCUCCUUCUCCUAACAGCGUAGAUGGAGCCGCAUCGAAGAACCAGAGAUCGAGCGUAAGAGAGCCAGGAGAGCUCAAGGAUCCUCUUCUCCUUUCUACACUCGGGCUUCUACUCCUACCUACCGAAGAUUCAAGAGAUCGCCAGCAGUGCAUCUUGGCUGGCCUACAGGCGCAGAUUUCUGCUUUAGCCAACUCUUUAACGGGGAGUUCUCAUCGUCGGAAGGACAUCUCCCUACCGGUGAAGAAGUCAAAGAAGGAUUCUGCGGAUUUUUCGCCUAAUGCAGGAAAAGUGCAAGAGCCUCGCAGCAGAGCCUCUUUCAUUAAAGAGAGACUCAGUCGCUCUCCAAGUAGGCGCUCCCCUCACGCAAGUAGACGUAAGGAUCUUGACAGGCGCUCUUCUCCUGAACUCCGCUCCCCUAGUUUUAGGGAGGAUAGGCAUCGCUCUCCGAAGACUCGCUCUUCUUCUUGUAAACGUCAAGAGUUUGACAAGAAUAAGGAGUCUCGUUCUGUCCAGGAUCGCAGUAGGCGCUCUUCACCUGGAUGCCGCUCUCCUCUGCAUAAGCGCACGGAGACUAGUAGGCACUUUUCUCCGGAUUUUGUUUCUUCGCCUGAGAUUCGUUCGCCUUCUGCCAAAAUCAGAGAAGAUAGUAGGCGCAAGGAGCCUAGCAAGAGACAGACUAGAUUAUCGCCUUCUUGCGAGCGCACUCGUUCAGACAGGCACUCAGUACCUCGCAAACGCUUUGCAUCUGACAGACGUUCUUCUUCGGAAGACUUUUCGCUUUGUGACAGGCGCCAAGAGCCUGACAAGCGAGUUGGAUUGGACAAGCGCCAAGGGCCUGACAAGCGCUUAGAACUUGAUAGGCGCCUAGAGCCUAGCAGGCGUAAGUUUCCUGAUAGGCGCUCUCCUCAUAUUAGGAGCCCUUCAGUUGUCUCUGACAAGGAUUUGGACAGACGCGCCUCCUCUAGCAGGCGCUCUUUUAGUAGGGGCUCUCCCAGUAGGCGCUCUCCCUACAGGCGCGCUCCCAGUAGGCGCUCUCCCAGCAGGCGCUCUCCCGGCAGGCGCUCUCCCAGCAGGCGCUCUCCCAACAGGCGCUCCCCUCCCAGCAGGGCCGCUCCAUUCCCAGUAGGAGUUCUCCUGGCAGCCGAUCGUCCAAACGUCUUUCGUUCGGAAGAAGGAACUGGUGCUUCUGUGGAAGAUCUUCCGAAGGAUUCUUCAGGUUCCUGUUACAAGAGAUUGACUGAACUCCUCUUGCAAGAAUUUGGAGAGUCUCUUUCGGCGGUUGCACCUCCUUCUCCCCCUUCAUUGUUUUCUACAGCUAAAACUUCGAAGACGUCGUCGGUGGUGAAAAUGAAACCUACGGUGUCAAUGAAGAAAGCGCUCAAGAGCUUCGAAGAUUGGUUGGUCUCCAAGGAGGAGAAGGGGAAGACAGUUUUUUUCCUUCCCACCUUCCAAACUUACGGAAAGAUGGGAUUCUGGUACGAGUCGGGGGAACCUUUGGGUUUGACUCUUCCAGCUUCUGCAGACUCGGACUUCUCUUCGUUGGUGGAUUCCGCGCGGCGUUCUGCGCUUAAUUCAGUUAAGACGACGUGGGGAAUGAGCGAACUCGACCCCACCUUCUGA